This is a messenger RNA of Cadophora gregata, 2454 nucleotides long. RefSeq lists its product as uncharacterized. Bases 1 to 2454 code for a protein of 817 amino acids. Lineage: Eukaryota; Fungi; Ascomycota; Leotiomycetes; Helotiales; Ploettnerulaceae. The transcript has a single exon. The record is from RefSeq and is a predicted model, not a curated record. Gene Ontology annotation, molecular function: protein binding. Gene Ontology annotation, biological process: xyloglucan metabolic process.
AUGGGAUUGUCGAAGUCAUCAAUUACAAUGAUUACUUUCCGUUUACUUGCGUUUGCCAGUGCGGUGUUGACCUUCGCCCAUGGCGUUAGCGCGGCCCCAUCAGAUUCUUCGGUAGGAACCAAGAGCUUUCAAUACAAAUAUAAUGCAGUAGCCAUCACUGGAGGCGGCUUUAUCACUGGUAUCAUCGCUCAUCCCAAGGAGAAAGACUUGCUCUAUACCCGGACAGACAUUGGAAGUUCUUACAGAUGGGACGCGCCAAACGACAGAUGGCUCCCCCUAACUGACUUCAUCAGCGAAGCAGAUGUCAACUACCUCGGGACCGAAAGUUUUGCCUUGGACCCCACGGAUCCAGAUCGGAUCUACCUUGCUCAAGGACAAUACAUCACGCAGAACAACUCUGCGUUCUUUGCUUCGGAAGACCGAGGAGCGACAUGGAAGAUCUAUCCAGCCCCGUUUCCUAUGGGAUCGAAUGAUCUUGGUCGAAACAAUGGCGAAAGACUUGCUGUCAAUCCCUUUAAGCCCAAUGAGCUGUACAUGGGAACUCGAACGCAAGGAUUGUGGAAAUCGACCGAUCGGGCCAAGACCUGGACCAAUAUCACAAACUAUCCCGACGCUUCUGCAAAUGGAAUCGGGAUCGUGUUUGUCAUUUUUGACCCAAAGAACGAAGGUACGAUUUAUGUUGGAGCAAAUGUACCAAAUGGUCUUUACUCUACCACAAACGGCGGCAAGACAUGGAAACAGCUGCCAGGUCAGCCCAAAGACUGGAGCGCUGUCACAACUGAUCCAGACCAUCCUCCUCAAAGCACUGGCCCACAACCAAUGAAAGCAGCUCUCGCCUCGAAUGGAGUCUUGUAUGUAACAUAUGCAGACUUUCCUGGCCCAUACGCUGUUCAAUACGGGGCUGUGUACAGCUUCAACACCAAGUCAUCGAAAUGGACCGACAUCACACCCGGAGCAAGCAAUUCCUUCCCCAAGCCAUUUACUCCACAAUCCUUCCCACCUGGAGGCUACUGUGGAUUAAGUGUUGAUGGGAAAGAUCCAAAUACCUUAGUUGUGGUUUCGUUGGACCGUGAUCCAGGACCAGCAUUGGACAGCAUGUACUUAUCCCACGAUAGCGGCAAGUCAUGGAAAGAUGUCACGCAACUAUCGGCACCAUCAGGUACUAAAGGAUUCUGGGGACAUCCAAUCGAACAAGCUGCUUUGAAAGACGGUACUCCUGUUCCCUGGCUCAGCUUCAACUGGAACGCUCAGUGGGGAGGGUAUGGAGCACCUUCACCUAUUCUUGGCGUCGCAAAAUUCGGUUGGUGGAUGGCGGCUGUACUCAUUGAUCCUUUCAACAGUGAUCACGUCAUGUACGGCACAGGAGCCACUAUUUGGUCGACAGACAAUCUCAGCAGAGUUGAGUCAAACUGGGCACCAAAUUGGUACAUCCAGGCUCAGGGUAUUGAGGAGAAUGCAGUCCUGUCGAUGAUCAGCCCGACAGAAGGAGCGAAUCUGUACAGUGGACUGGGAGACAUCAACGGAAUGAGACACGACGAUCUCACAGUUCCGCAGCCCAUGUUUGGAACUCCUGGAUUUUCCAACCUCGAUGGCUUGGACUGGGCUGGCCAAGCUCCUAAUGUGAUCACACGCUCGGGAGGCAGUGGCACAGAGUAUGCAGACGGCUGUGGCAAUGGAGCAUACUCAACAGAUGGUGGAUACGGCUGGAUCAAGUUCCUCACCUGCGCACCUGGUGUCAGCAACACGACCUGGGUCAAUGGCUUCAUUGCAGUAGACGCUUCAGCAAAGUCAUUCGUGUGGGCCUCUCACUCCUCCGUUGCGCCAGCAAACACAAGUGGGCCGUAUGCCACUCAGGACUUCGGCAAGACGUGGACCUCACCACGCGGACUAUCGGUCCAGACGGGUAACUUCAGCGCUGAUAAAGUCCAACCGAAGACCUUCUACGCGUUCGACACCGGUGUGUGGUAUAUCAGUACCGAUGGCGGAGUAUCCUACACCUCAAAGACAUCCAAACAAACUGGUCUCCCAGCAGGUGCAGGUGCUGCCCCAGUAGUCAACUUCCUCAAAGCAGGGGAGAUCUGGCUUCCCCUCGGACCAAACGGAUUAUGGCAUAGCACCAACUUCGGCAGCAGCUGGAGCAAGAUCGGUGGCUCUGGUAUCACAGCAUCUCAAUUCUCUGUUGGGGCUCCCGCUCCUGGCCGCAAGAACCCAGCGCUCUACUUGUGGGGCAAAGUGAGUAAAAACGGCGUGCAGGGUGUGUAUCGCUCUGAUGAUGCGGGUGCGAGCUGGGUCCGGAUCAAUGAUGAGGCGCAUCAGUAUGGAGGGCCGAAGCUGAUUGUGGCUGAUACGCGGGUUUAUGGAAGGGUGUAUCUAGGGACGUUUGGACGUGGAAUUGUCUAUGCGGAUAUUGCUGGAGAGGGGAGCGGUGUUCUUCCAGGGACUUUUGGGAUAUAG